CCCUCCCAUCAUCUGUUUUCUUUGCCUCGCCCUGACGGACCCCGCUACAGUCUAGGCGACCCACAGAAUCCAGCAUGGUUAACAAACACGUCCGCAUCUCCCAGAACGGCACCAUCCUGUUCGAGCCCUUCAUCGUCUACCGUAUACACCGUUGAUCGCAAAGACCCACCCCACCUGCCUCAACGCAACCCUGCAUCCCCCGCUAGCUAGCCGUGUCGCUCAACCGGCCCCCUCAGCCACACCCUCCUCCCGCACGCAGCGCAUAUAACCCCGCCCUCGUCCAUGCCACCGGAACUACAAGCACUCGCUCUCGAAUCACCAUCUCUGUUCACCAUGGCCCGCUCCAAGCUGCAGUCCGUCGUCUCCAGUGGCGUCAGGGACUCCUGCAGUCUCCACCGCUGGGUCCUCCUCAAAAACUCCAUCACCCGCUCACAUACUCCAGUCGACACUGCCCCGCCCCAGCCGCAGGCAGAUGUCACUGAUGUACAACAUGUAUAUAGACGCGACGAGGACGACCCCCGCGACGACGCUGCGUUCGUCGAGGAGGACACGUUCAUGUUCCCCGAUCCGCACUCGCUUGCCUCCCGCUCUGCCGGCAGCAGUAGCAACUCGGAGAAGCAGUGGCUGGACUCCCUGCUGGAGGAUCUCGGCGACGACGACGAGGACAUGGACCUCGAGAGCACAGCCACCUCCGUCUCCGUCCUCGCCGUGGACGAUGACGACGAACUGCUAAGUCCCCUGUGCUCUCCCAUGUCUUCCUCCGACGACCUCGUCAACCAUGCCCACCUGUUUUACCAGCCCCCUCCCAUCGCCGUGCCCUACCCUGUCCCCUACCCCCCACUCCACCCCCCUCUUGUUCCUUCUUGGCUCCAGUUCGACGCGCAUGGCGACGACUCGAUCACCCCACCGAGUACGGCUGUGCCGUUGUACCAUGACCCACUCCCGUAUUACGACGUGGACGACGUAGACGGUCUCCCCAUGCCGGAUGCGAUAGAGGACACCUCUGACGACGAGUCAGACGUGCUGUCCACGCCCUACAGCCAGUCCAUGUCUUCCCUCUCCCCUCGCGACGCCGCGUCGCUGUCGUUGCCACAGACGCGCACGCGGCUGCACACCCGCCCACACGUGUACGUUGACACGGACGACGAUUACUUCUACCCCUUUGAGCUGGACCCGCCCCUCCCCUUCCACGACGAAGACCAUACGGACUCUGCUCGUGUCUUCCGUCCCUCCAUGAUCCAGGAUUGUUAGUUAUUUGCAUGUGUCCAUAUUCUCUCGUGUGCUCCGUUAUCAUACUGUUCUCUCCCUCGCAUCACCAUCACCUCCCCUCCCCCACUUGCUCUCUCCCUCCCCCACUUGCUCUCCCCCACCACCCCUACCCUCCCCCUUGCUCCCCCUCCCCUACACUCGCCCACGCCGCGUCGCGUGCCCCCCUCCCCACUGGCCUGGUCUGUCACCGUACC
Messenger RNA from Trametes versicolor FP-101664 SS1, 1463 nucleotides. RefSeq lists its product as uncharacterized. The transcript has 2 exons. The coding region runs from base 283 to 1251 and encodes 322 amino acids. The record is from RefSeq and is a predicted model, not a curated record. NCBI's taxonomy places the organism in Eukaryota, Fungi, Basidiomycota, Agaricomycetes, Polyporales, Polyporaceae.